UUGGGAAGCGACCUGGUGGUUGUUGUAGCACAUGAGGAAACGCUGUCCUGUGUUUCAGCUGUAAAGUAGAUAAUAAGUAACGCCACAAUGAUUUCUGCAGUUUUAGAUGAACCUGAACUGGGAACAGUCCUCAGUUCCUUUGUUUUAGAUGAUGAUUUACGGCAAGAUGUCAAAGAUAAGCUCCAGUUAUUCUUGCAGAAGUUCACAGAGAGUGCAAGGAGCACAACAAAGCGGGUUAAAGAGCGCUCCCUAGAGGAAGCUUUGCAGAUGCUGAGGAAAAUUUCACCACCACUGCUGCAGUCUCUGACAUCCGAACAUCAUUACCAUCUCGUUCAGCUCCUCCUGUCAUCACAGCUGGAUGCAGUAAACACGUCCACAUCAGCCUGCCGUAAAAUAGACCAGAUGUUGCAACAUCUGGCUCAGGUCAAUGAGUCUUUAGUAUUUGAAGAGGUCCAACAAUGUCUUCACAGACUGCUCCACCAGGAGCAGGUGUUUUCAUUAAAGGACCUUCAAACAGUGUGUAUGUUCCUGGAGGAGAGCACGAUGGGCCGAGAAAGUUUGAGACUAGUGUUUUCAUCUCUGCUGAGUAAAAUCACCACGUUGUUGCCUGAUAUUAUGAAAGAUGACGCAAGAAGAAACGGUGCUGUGUGUUAUCAGACAGUAAAGGUGUGUCUGCAAAUGUUCCAGUUGCUGCCUGAGCAAGUGGUGCCGCUGGUGUUUUCAGAGCAGAAAGACAAGCUGCAUAUGAGGGAGAUUCUGGGAUUCCUUAUGAACAUUAUCUUAGGAGAGAUUUGUAACAGGGACACACGGUUGUUGGCAGGCACUGCUGUGGCCAUGUUGAUCUCCAUAGCACCUGACUGGGAAAGCGGAACUUCAUCAGCCUCGAGUUUACUCCAGGUUACCAGCACAGAGGAGUGUAGUUUGACAGUAGGGCAGCUGCAGGUAGACUGUUUUCCCAGAGGAUGUGAUGGAGUUGACAGACUCAGUGUAGCCAGAGGACUCCUGACCUGCAUGAGGAAGGACAUCCUCGUUCAGCAGAACACUGGCAAGCAGACCUGCCUCCUCCUAGAUGGGUUAUUUCCUCUUGUCUCUGAUUUGCUCAGAGAGAAACUGGAUUAUCACUACCAUGUAUUUCAAGGUGCUCUAAUCUGUAGAAGAAUCGUACAUUAUAAAAAAUGUAUGAUAUAUAACGGCAUGUAUUAUUUUUAUGAAAUUGACAUAUUAACAUUUCUGAUUGCAGUGUUUAUCUUGUGGCUGAAAAGUGUGAAAGAAUGCCUGCCCGAGAUUAGGGAGAUCUCCGGUGCUCCUUUCCUUGGAGAAGGCUCAAACCUAAGAGAAAAGCUCACACAAAUCAUUUGGGACAACGCUGAGAGCCCAGUAGAGGGCGUGUCUGAAUCAGUACGCACUGCCUUCAGUUUGUUUCUGGAGAUUUAUGAGCUGGACUGUCGGUUGUCUGGAGACACUGAGAAACGGCUUUAUGUAAACUCAUUGCACAGGAUUGCUGAGCUGCCGUGGGAGUCCAGGGCCAAAUACUCACCGCUUGGUGCCCUCUUGCCGUACGUGGGUACAGACAAGGUUCUGGAACAGUAUCCUGCUCUUCCAUCUCAUAUCUAUAAGUGCCUCUCCACCAAUCACCUUGCACCUUGUGCCUCUGAGAUCUACAAGUUGCUGCUUCAGGAGCAAAGACAGGAGCUUACAGUUAGUACAGUGGAGGACGCUCCGCCCACUGAGCUCCACCUGGCCAGUCAAUGGGUGCAGCGAUGGCAACCUACAGUCCUGAAAGCUCUGAUCUCUGAUGUGACUCUACUUCAGAAUAAUGCCUCUAGCUACCUCCUGCCCUGCACCCUACGCUGCUUCCCAGAAGUGUUUGACGCACUACUAGCUGCUCUAGACCCUGCUGUCCCAGGGCACCUACGAGCAUGGGUGUGUAUCAUGAGUGCCCAGCGUGCAAAUAGCGGGCGUCUGUCCUGGAAUUCAGAGAGCAACUUUGCCUUGGAAACACUCCAGUUAGCCUUGUCUUCUCUGGACGACAGAGUGCGGUUAGCAGCGUUCGGUCUUAUCUGUUGUAGCCCAAAGUCUAAAGAGCCUCCGUUCGAAGUGGAAUACGCUGCGGUGAGGGAUUUUCUUCCUUUUAAUCUGAACAGCGAGUCGUCUCCGUUUCGUCAGCACCUUCAGGCUGGGGUCAGGAAGUUCCUCGUGCGUAUUCGGGACAGUUGUAUGGCAAGCCUCAAAAGUCAAAAAAGUAAAAGGGGUCUGAGCAAGGAAGAAGAGAAGGAGCUUGAACAAGGAGUAGACUUUAUUGACUGGCUUGGGCAGUUGCCGUUACUCUCCCUGGUUCCUGGGAACAGCUUCCAGAGAAAGAAGACUGCUCUUCUGCUGCUAGCUGCAGUUCUGGAGACCUGCUCAGACUCCUGGAGCCCAGACAGGAAGAAGGGUCAGCCACCAGUUAACAUGUCUGAGCUGAUAAACUGCGCCAGAGAGAGAGGAAAGUGGGAUUUUUACUCCCGGUCAAGACAGUUGGUCCUAAUUGGCUGUUUGGAGGAUGCGACCAAUGAGAUCCGUGAGCAUGCAGCUGAGCUGCUGGUGAGGUUUUUCCCAAAGUCUCUCGAGUCUGAUGUCGCUGCUGCGCUCUUCAGCCGAGCACAGAGACGUCUCCACAGCCCACGUGUUCAGGAGGCCCAGAUGGGGGCGCUGAUGAUCAAACUGCUGCUACAGAAGAGUGUGUCUCUGGAUGGUGUGGUGCCUGAGGCUCUGAAGCAGGAUGAUAUACAGUCAGUCAGGCUGAUCAGACACCUGCUGAAGAGUCUGGAGCAGCAGUACCUAAUCGCCAAACAGGACAUGCUGCUCGCUGCACGCUCCUCACCUCUACAUGGUGCAGUCAGUGCUGUUCACAAGUGUGUGCUGGACUUGCCUGGGGUUUUGGCUGAAGCUGUAGACUGCAGUAUGUUAGCAGAAAUCCUCUCACUGCUGGAAAAGAUCACACUGCUGCUGCUCGGUGUGCUAUACGGAGAUCAGAAUACGGAGGACAAAGAAGUCCCACCUUCAUUCUGUGACAUGGGGAACGCCAUCAGCUCUCUAAUUGGACACAACGGUACAGGGCUUGAUGAUGACGGAGAAGAGAACGUGCUGCUAUCAGAAGAGCACAGUUUGGUCCUGACCUGCUGCUGGGUCACGCUGAAGGAAAUAGGGAUUUUUCUUGGCUCGCUGGUAGAGAGGAUUCUAUCACUCACUCAUAAGGACAGGACACUGCUAACUGUAGAAGAUCUGCAGAAGGCUUCAAAAGUAUUUAAGGACAUUAUUCUCAAAUGUAGGCACUGGGGGGCAGUGGAGGGCUGCUGCAUUGGAUUCACUAAAUUCUGCACUGCCCUUCUUACUAGCUCUGAUCCAAAGCUCAGAGAAAUCCCAAACCACAUUCUACAGCAGGGUCUGUGUGUCCUUCAGACCCCCCGCGGUACGUCAGUGACAAGGCGGGCAGCGGGUUUGCCAAUGCUUAUUCUCGGCGUGUUGGCAGCAGAGGAGAGCAGCACCUCUCACCCACUGCUGGCCCACAGCAUCAGCACACUGCUGGAGACAGCCGGAGCCCCACUGCCCCAGAACUGGGAUCAGACCCUUGACUUGCCCCAGGUGUGCACAGUUCACACAAUUCAGGCAUUGGUGAAAGGCUCCAGUCUGGGCUUCACUAUUCUUCAGUAUGCACCUGAGAUCACCAUGCUGUCGCUCACACUCCUCAGCUCUCCUUGUUGGGCCAUGAGGAAUGCUGCACUGCAGCUUUACAGUUCUCUCUGCUCCAGGAUGUUGGGUCAGAGACCCGCUAGUGAAGAUGUCUCUGCCCAGUAUGGCAUGUCCUCCCCUGCCUUUUUUAAGCAUUAUCCCACAUUAAAGCCUUUCCUCCAAGGGGCAUUAGAAAGAGCAGCCACAGACCUGCAUGAAUCCAGACUGAGCCUUCACCCCUCCCUCUACCCGAUCCUAACCCUGCUGGCCAAGCUGCAGCCUGGAGCUCAGGAGCAAACACAAGCUCUGUCCGACUUCCUGCCUCCGCUGCUCCAGCUAGCCGCUAGCCCGAUAUAUGGCGUGAGAGCGAUGUCAGCCCAAGCCCUGGUUGCUAUGAUACCGCCUACCGAGUAUGUGUCAAGCGUACUGAGCGUGGUGAAGGAGCUGCCUGAGAAGCCGAGUAGCCCAAGCUGUCACAACCGCAUACAUGGCCAACUCCUACAGAUUAAAGCCAUCCUGACCAGAGUCCUUCACACUGACAAUCCUCACGCAUCCUUUCUAUGCGACGUGGUGGAGGCGAUGGAGGCCCGUAUUUGGCUAGCAUCCCAUGAACAAAGGUGCCCUUUGGUGCGGCAGGCAUAUGUGGUGGUGCUGAGGCUGCUGAGGGAGAACUGCUCGAGUGAUUUCCUCUUCAAACUUGGCUCUCUGCUGAUGAAGGAACUACACCGCACUCCGCACACUUUGGAGCUUGGUUCCGCCUCCUUCCACCAAAGUGCUGUGCACUACCUGUGUGAAGACCCUGACUGGGCGUGGCAGGUGUUGCCCCACCUAUCCACUGGGAGUGCAGUUACUCGUCUCUCUUUGGUCAAGUGGGUAAAAGAGGGGCAGGGCUGGAGAGGAAGCCGCCUGCAGCAUGAGCUGGAGAAAGCACUCCAGGCCAGUCUGAAGGAGGCACUCUUUGAUCCAGAUGUCGAGUACAAGGGAGCAUACUUCUCAGCGUUGGUGGAAGUCAUGACCCCAGAUGUGUUGAGUGUAAAUCAGCCUCAGCCUCUCCUAUUCAAGCUUGAGGAGGCAGAGCUGCACGAGUGUGUGCAACUCCUCUUGGAGGAUCUGGAGGGAAGCAGAGGAGGGCCAGAGCUCCUCUCUCAGACCCUGUGUGCUCUGUCUCUGCAACUUUCUCCAAGCACAGACAUGGUCGUACUGCAGCGCUGGUGUGUGUUAUUAGAGAAACACAGGUGUGCUGAGGCUCCUGAAGCUCUGCGAUUGGCCUGUGCUCAGGCUCUGGCUCUGACUGGAGCUGCAGUAGUGAGCAGCAGUGUGAUGGGCAGCACUGUUCUGAAAUCCCUCAGUACCAGGCUAAUCAGUACAGGUGUGCACCUACUGCAGGAUCAGAGUCAGCCAGUAAGAGCCCAGGCGGCCAUCUUUGCUUCUAUCAUCUGCAAGUCUCAAGCAGGAGAUCCCCCACCAAAGUGCUUCCUCAUGCAGAGCAACCAGUCACUGCGUAUGCUGCUGGACCUCCUGCUGGGGGAAUUCUGGGAUAGUGAGGGCACUUUGGAGGCUUUGGUGUGCCAUUUGCCAGAUUGGGAUCUCAGAACUGUACUUGAGCAGGCCAAGCUCACACAACGCAGCAGUCUGUAUGAGCAGGACGAGGCAAACAUGUUUUUGGAGCCCUCUGUGAUUUCGGAGACCAUGCUGCCGUAUUUGCUUUGCCUGGCAAAACGAUACCCAGAAUCCUCUGUUCUUGCCAAGCUUCUUGAUCAGUGGGAACAAGAAAAUACAGUAUCUGUCAGAGAGAACCUCAGCAUCUGUGCCAAGCUUCAUUUAGGUGACACCCUGGAUCCUGAUUGGCUGAGUGUGCUAAUGGAGUCACGUGUCAAUGGCACUCUUUGUGGGCUGUACGCCAAGGCUGCCUUUCUGCUGCAGUUGUACAGCGUUUCCAAUAAACCACGACCCUUGGUUGACCCUUCAAUCUUGGAGCAGGACUUGCUGGAUUUACACAAACGGCUUAGACUACAUGGAGUUUAUAUCCCAGACAGUUUUAUUAAUGCAAUCGGAACAGAACGAGUGUAAACCCAUGCAAGGGGAUUUGAGGUUGUAGUAUUGUUGUUUUUGCUCCUUUGAGGUUUUAUAGUGACUAUGGGUUUAUACCAUUAGCUACUUAUUAGCUACCUCCCUUCCAGAUAAAGUCCAAGAACAGUGAUGGACGAGUCAGUGUUACGUUGACUUGUUAAUGUUGAUGUGGUUCUGAAUAGCAGGAAAUAUCGCUCUACUUCUUUCAGACGGAGUUGUGUGAGAAGGAUUAGGACGAUUUGAAGAGUUGGAGCCGGAUCGCAUUACAGUGGGCACAGGCCAGGAUAACUGGCUUUUUUUCAAUUUUAUUUUAAUACUGAGAUAAGCCUAUAUUCUGUCAUUCUGUCACAUUUUUACAUUUUUAUUCACCGAGUUAUAUUACAGGCUUUAGUGUGUGUGUGUGUGUGUGUGUGUAUAUGUGUGUUUGUGUCUUGCCUGUUCAUUUUUGGCAGCACCUACACACCAUGGGAAAGUACCAGAGACUGACAAAGGAUGAUUGAUAUCUUAAAUGUUUUAAAAAGUAUAUAAUUACAUAGAAAAGACUGAGAUGGAUCAAGCAAGUUUCUUCCUUUCAGACCCUGAUAUGAGCUCCACCCCCCACAAAUUGUUUUACAAUGUACAAACUGCUCCUUUAAUUAUUUCUUAAUUAUAUACUAUAACGCCAUGUUCCGCAACCAGGAAGUUGAUUUUUUUUUAACACUGUUUAUUUAUAACUUGUUGAUAUCUGAUUGUAUUGACGUGUAAAGAUAAUUAGUUGAAUAAAUUUUGAUUUUUUUUUUAACAUGUA
Molecule: messenger RNA, 6568 nt
Organism: Ictalurus furcatus (blue catfish)
Lineage: Eukaryota; Metazoa; Chordata; Actinopteri; Siluriformes; Ictaluridae
Product: thyroid adenoma-associated protein homolog
Exons: 30
Coding region: 88-5781 (1897 amino acids)
Biological process (GO): tRNA methylation
Cellular component (GO): cytosol
Source: RefSeq, a predicted model, not a curated record